AUGUCUCUAUUUGACCAGCUUGCUCGUCUAGAACAAGCGACGAGGAAUAUUGAGUUGUACGAAUUUCCCAAUGCUCAUAUGUUUACCAAUGCGAUAGUAAACCACCCACUGAUAACAUCUUUAUUGAAAGAUCCUUCUAAUGAUGAAAAACAUUUGUACAAGAUAAUCAAAAGUAGAAUACCUGGCCAAGUACACGAUAUACUGAAGAUAGAGCGAGUUGAUGGUAGAAAAAGGUAUAUUGAGCAUGACUAUAACGAGGAAAGUUUUUACGACACAAGCUAUGAAUCGCAAGAACAAAACCAUGAAGAUCCAAUUACUCGAUUACCGACAUUACUACCUCCGAGUAACUCUACACAGCAAGUGAAUUUGACCCUGAGCUUAAAUAAUAUCGAUAAUCCUUUACAAAGAAUUGAGCGCCUUCUAUCAAUAAUGACAAAGUAUCCCAAUUUGAUUGUAAAUUAUGAUGAAGUAAAUACAAAACUUCAUCAAUAUCAACAAGAUUACAACAUGGUUAUCAAUGAUAUCGAUGAAAUGGAAAAUGAGAUAGAAGAGUGUAAAAAUGUGCUUAAAAAUGAUUACAAGGUUGCUGUUAGUCCAGUGAAGAAAAGCCGCGAAACGGGAUUGCUAAAAAGUGAGUAUAAUGAUUCUCAAGACCAAUUGAUUGAUCUUGAUAUUUUGAUACAAAAGGAAGAAGAAGAAGUGCGCAAAUUGGAGCAGGAAAUGAAUAAUUGGCACAACAACUAG
Molecule: messenger RNA, 744 nt
Organism: Lodderomyces oxycetoniae
Lineage: Eukaryota; Fungi; Ascomycota; Pichiomycetes; Serinales; Debaryomycetaceae
Gene: SPC34
Product: Spc34p
Exons: 1
Coding region: 1-744 (247 amino acids)
Biological process (GO): attachment of spindle microtubules to kinetochore
Cellular component (GO): DASH complex; spindle microtubule
Source: RefSeq, a predicted model, not a curated record